Molecule: messenger RNA, 1839 nt
Organism: Phytophthora nicotianae INRA-310
Lineage: Eukaryota; Oomycota; Peronosporomycetes; Peronosporales; Peronosporaceae
Exons: 1
Coding region: 21-1031 (336 amino acids)
Source: RefSeq, a predicted model, not a curated record
UACCUAGUUGACGUAUCUGCAUGAUAAACAACACUCCAGCUGUACAAGUGCUGCCUCACGCGUACGGCGCAUUUCUCGGCCUGCUGUGCGGCGACGCCGCGGGUGCAACGCUCGAGUUCUCUCCCGGUGUUAUCACAGAGACUGAUGUAUCGCGCGCAAUGGCGAUGCCUGGCGGAGGAGUUUUCCGUGUGGGCAAGGGGCAGAUCACCGACGACUCGGAGUUAGCGCUGUCUUUAGCCCGUGGACUAUUGGGACAUCGACCAAGUGAGGGUUUCCCGCUGGAGUCUGUAGCACAGCAGUACGCGGCCUGGUGCAACUCGAAACCUUUCGACAUUGGCAAUACUUGCGCCACGGCGUUCGGUGCCAAACCUCAUUCCGACGGCAAAUACGCGGAUGUUAUGACGCAAACUGCAGCUGUUCAUUGCUCGGCCAGUGAAGCUAAUGGAUCGCUCAUGCGCAUCGCGCCACUAGCGAUCUGGAGCAUGGGACAGCCGGAGGAAACCAUCGCUGCUCUCGCCAGAACUGAAGCCACAUUGUCACAUCCAAAUCAAGUGUGUCAAGACUGCAAUGCCGUUUAUUGCCUCAUGCUAGAGCACUUGUUGCGUGUUCCGGGGGAUUUCCAAGGAGCUGUAAGCCGCGGUGAACGCUUUGUCAACAAUUGCGUGAACUCGGUGGUGCGCACGUGGUUCCUGGAGGAAUCGUUGGAUAUCUCUAGCCUUGUGUGUACGAGGAAGGUGGGUCAUGUGCGCUGGGCAUUUGUGUUGGCCACGUACUUCUUGCGCCAGAACGAGAGCUACGAGCGCGCUAUUCAGCAGACCUUACUGAAAGGUGGUGAUACCGACACGAAUGCUGCCAUAGUGGGCGGACUUAUUGGCGCGCUGCACGGAGUGGAGUCUAUUCCGUCUCACAUGCGUGACGCUGUUCUUACCUUUGACGCUACCAAACCUGCGGCAACACAUCGUCCGCGCCCCGUGGAUUAUUGUGGAGCUCAAGUCACGCGGCUUGCUGAGGAGCUCUUGAACAAAGAUUAAGUGAACUAACAGAAAGGAAUGUGAGCCCAAACGCUAUCACACGUUGGUAGGAAAUCGAGGCAUUAGUUCAUGAACCUUGCGUAUCUUGAAGUUUUUCCGAUUUCAAGAUGAAAGACAAGUAUACGCUACAUUGGUUACGACUUCUUCAUUCAAGAGUAUCAAAGAGAAUGCGUCGUGGUGAAUCUUACGUCCAUGCCAUCCUACGCCCCAGUCAUUCAGUUCAACUUUACGCGCUAGAUUGCUGGAACGGAGUAUUGUCGGAUCCAGACGAGCUGAAAGCGCCUCGGAGAGAUUUUGAGGGUUUCUCAGACUUGGUUGAGCCGGUUGGUGGCUCAGCCAACUGUAUCGGAGAUUCCGAGUCUCGACUACCUUCCAACGGGUAGUUUGAACCAUCGGCGGAGUAGAUCUUUUUCGCUUUCCCGUUUUUGCGUUGCUUACAUUUCGCCAUUUGCAUGAAGCAUUUGUUUGAGUAUGUGACGCCAUCCUCGUCCGUCACAGGAUCGAAGUCGUCCGUACAAACCUCAUCGCAGCCAGAGACUUCGCUACUACUAUCGCUGCUGCCGCUGUCCGACGCCUCAGAACCACUAGCAUCAUCAGAACCCGACGUGGAGCUAGAAGCUGACUCAAUAGCCUCUUCGAACAUAUCCGACGAAGUAGUCGAUGCCGACGUAGACGCCGACUCAACGGACGGAGCCUUCGUGGCCUUCUUCUGCGUAGUCGGCGAUCCCGAUGAGCUUCCGGUUUCCUCGCUGGACGCAGACGCUUCCUCGCUGGACGCAGACCCUUCCUCGCUGGCAGCAGACGCUUC